Cucumis melo (muskmelon) is the source of this 1239-nucleotide messenger RNA. RefSeq lists its product as uncharacterized. NCBI's taxonomy places the organism in Eukaryota, Viridiplantae, Streptophyta, Magnoliopsida, Cucurbitales, Cucurbitaceae. The transcript is spliced from 3 exons. The record is from RefSeq and is a predicted model, not a curated record. The coding region runs from base 341 to 766 and encodes 141 amino acids.
AACCCAUUAAUAAUUGAUAAAAGGCAAAACACUUACAACUGGACAAGGACUGAUGUCCUUACACUUGUGGCACUCAAUUGAGGUGUCCUAUUUUGCAUAAGAUUCUCUUCUUCUUCUUCUUCUUCUUCUUCUUUUCUUCUUCUUCUUCUUUUUUUUUUUUUCUUUUAAAAUUAUAUUUCCCCCAUUCUUCACUCUCUCUCUGAUAUCUACUCUAUAAAUACCCUUUCUCACACUCUUAUUUUCUUCAUCAUCUCUAUAUCUCUUUAAUUUCCUCAUUAUUAUUUCUUUAAACAACUAAUUUUUCCUAAUUCCUUUCUUCUCUGAGUUAACAUCCUCUCCAAUGGCCACUGAGGUUGAACCAGCUGCACCUUUGCCAGAGACAGUGGAGGUGGUGAAGGUUGAGGAAAAAUCCCCCGAAGAACAGCCCGUGAUCGAGGCAGAUCCAGAGGUUGAGCCAACCAACUUAGAAGAACCCAAACCUGAAGCUCCAGAGCCAGAUCAGACAGACGAAUCAACGGAGGCUCCCGUGGAGUCCGCGAACCCUGUAGAGGAAUCCAAAGUUGAAGAGGAUCAAGAAAAGAAGGAAGAAACAGUAGUGACAACCGAAACAGUAGAAAAAGAAGAAGCGGUGGCCGAAGACGAAGAGCCUGCAAAGGCUGAGGAGCGUCCAGCAGCCGAGGUCGAGGCCGAACCCCCGGUGGAGGAAGAGAAAGUAGUUGAAGAAGAGAAACCAGUUGAGGUAGCAGAAGAGAAGAGCCAAGAAUAGAGAUCACAUGAAAAAAGUUACUAUGGAAGAGUGGUGGGGGCAAUAUUAAUUUAUGAUCUCUGCUUUGUGGGACAAGUACUAGUUUAAUAUAAUUAUGUGCUGUUUUUCUUUUCCUAUUUCUCAAAAAAGAAACUUGAUUUUCUAUUGGUUUAUUGACGUUUAUUGAGUGGGGAAUAUUUGAAUUAUAUUAUAUGAAAGUUAAUGAUGUAUUAUGGAGUAUAGUUGAAGAAUUUGGACUACUAUAUAUGCAUGGGAGGUGAAGAAGAUGUUUGAUCUCAACUUCUAAGAGUUAGAAUUUGAUAAAUAUUGGUGUGUGUGUGAAAGAGUGCUUUACCUCAAGUUUCUUAGUGGGAUUUAUGUAAUUUAUUAUUUAUUUUCUAUGUACAAAUUAUUAGGUUUUCCAAAGUUAAAAAAUAUAUAUUAUAUAUUGUGACCUUGGAAAGAAAUUAAAUGAUGAGGGAGAAUUUAUUGGA